UUCUCCACCACUGGGUGAGUUUUUCUUUUGUGUGUCAUGGUUGGGCCUUCCCAGGGUUUCUGCUGCCCUCUUCCAGCACCAGUGGCUUCUUUUCCAGCCCCAAGUCUGUACACAAGUCCCAGGUGCUGGCGAGAGGGCAGCGGUCACCCCGUGUGCCACUGGGGCAGCCCCCACAUGCCCAGGGGUGCUGGGGCCAGGCUCUGGGAGCAGCAGCAUCCCCCUGCUGAACUCUGUCUGUGUUCCACAGGAACCCUGUCCUACAGCCCACCAGAGUGGAUCCACCACCGACGCUACCACGGCGAGGCAGCGACCAUCUGGUCCCUGGGCCUCCUGCUGUGCCACCUGGUCAUGGGCAAGCACCCGUUCAGGAGGGGCCAGGAGAUCAUCUGGGGUCGGAUCUUGUUCCCACGACGGCUCUCUCAAGAGUGCCAGGAUGUCAUUAAGAGGUGUUUGUCCAUGCAGCCCUUGGACAGGCCGUCCUUAGAAGAGCUUUUCCGUGAUCCUUGGGUGCGGGGUGUUCCUCUGCCCUAGAGGAUGGGAGAGAUCCACGUGCACAGUUGGAUCCAGGGGCCUGGCAGGUAACAGCUCCACACAUCUCUUGGCAAUCAGUGGCAAAGGCAACCAGACAGGUUUUGUGCUGCCUGUAGCUCUGAGCAGGGGUCAGCAGAAGGGAACACGCAGCUCUUGGGCUGGAGCUGAGCUGGACACCUGGUGUGGCAAGCACUG
Molecule: messenger RNA, 726 nt
Organism: Vidua macroura (Pin-tailed whydah)
Lineage: Eukaryota; Metazoa; Chordata; Aves; Passeriformes; Viduidae
Product: serine/threonine-protein kinase pim-3-like
Exons: 2
Coding region: 37-531 (164 amino acids)
Biological process (GO): protein autophosphorylation
Cellular component (GO): cytoplasm
Molecular function (GO): ATP binding; protein serine/threonine kinase activity
Source: RefSeq, a predicted model, not a curated record